Molecule: messenger RNA, 9875 nt
Organism: Rhineura floridana
Lineage: Eukaryota; Metazoa; Chordata; Lepidosauria; Squamata; Rhineuridae
Gene: DPYSL2
Product: dihydropyrimidinase like 2
Exons: 14
Coding region: 606-2336 (576 amino acids)
Cellular component (GO): cytosol; cytoplasm
Molecular function (GO): hydrolase activity, acting on carbon-nitrogen (but not peptide) bonds, in cyclic amides
Source: RefSeq, a predicted model, not a curated record
UCUCUGCCCUCCUAGUCACGGCGAGCCGCAAAGGCGGCAGCCCGUUCUCCGUUGGCUCCUUCAUUGCGCCACUUCACAUGUUACCGCGCCGCUGGCUUCCCAUUGCACGGCGGCUGGGCUUCAUUUGCAUGCUACCGAGGGCCGCCGCCAAUCAGGGCCUCGAAGCUGAACGCCCCGCUCUCUAUGGAGGACAGGGCGUGGCGGGACGCGCAGGCGCGGCAGGACCUUCCUUGUGCUUAGGCUUUGAUUGCUGUAGCGAGGGUUUCUCUCUCCUCCUCCUCCUGCUGCUUUAAGACCCGGCCGGGUUUGGAGCAGAGGGAAGAAAAGGCGGCACACGGGGAUCGCGGUUUCUUUCUGUUGCGGGUGCAAGUGGCAGGGUCAAGCUCAGCCGUUGCAUGGUUGCUUUUUUUUUCUUUUUAAAAUAUAAUUUCUUGCAAGAAAGCCGAACACAGCACUUCCUUAGUUAUAUUAUUAUAUAAUAAUAGUGCAUUUUUUUUUACAAAAAAGGCUUUUGCAACUAACAAUCUGCAGAAAGCAGUUUUUUUUUUAAAAAAAAGGGGGUUGCGUGGGAGUUUUGUUUUCCUCGAGAGUAAAGUACAAGCGAGAUGUCUUAUCAAGGGAAGAAAAAUAUUCCACGCAUCACGAGUGAUCGCCUUUUGAUCAAGGGUGGUAAAAUAGUUAAUGAUGACCAAUCUUUCUAUGCAGACAUUUACAUGGAAGAUGGAUUAAUAAAACAAAUUGGAGAGAACCUGAUUGUGCCAGGGGGAGUGAAAACUAUAGAAGCUCAUGGACGGAUGGUGAUCCCUGGAGGAAUCGACGUCCACACUCGAUUCCAGAUGCCUGACCAAGGGAUGACCUCUUCUGAUGACUUCUUCCAAGGAACAAAAGCAGCUUUAGCUGGAGGCACCACUAUGAUCAUCGAUCAUGUUGUUCCUGAGCCAGGCACCAGUCUGCUCUCUGCAUUCGACCAGUGGCGAGAAUGGGCAGAUAGCAAGUCCUGCUGCGAUUACUCUUUGCAUGUGGAUAUCACAGAGUGGCAUAAAGGAGUUCAGGAGGAGAUGGAAGCCUUGGUGAAAGAUCAUGGAGUCAAUUCUUUCCUGGUGUAUAUGGCCUUCAAGGAUCACUUCCAACUCACAGAUUCUCAGAUCUAUGAGGUCCUAAGUGUGAUCCGUGACAUUGGUGCCAUAGCUCAAGUUCAUGCUGAAAAUGGGGACAUCAUUGCUGAGGAACAGCAGAGGAUCUUGGAACUGGGAAUCACUGGCCCCGAGGGGCAUGUUUUGAGCAGGCCAGAAGAGGUGGAGGCUGAAGCUGUGAACCGGGCGAUAACCAUUGCGAACCAAACCAACUGCUCCUUGUAUGUCACCAAGGUGAUGAGCAAAAGUGCCGCUGAAGUUAUUGCCCAGGCCAGGAAAAAGGGCACUGUGGUGUAUGGUGAGCCCAUUACUGCAAGUUUGGGCACUGAUGGGUCACACUACUGGAGUAAAAACUGGGCCAAAGCAGCUGCCUUUGUCACCUCUCCGCCGCUGAGUCCUGACCCAACUACUCCGGACUUUCUUAAUUCUCUGCUGUCUUGUGGAGAUCUCCAGGUUACUGGCAGUGGCCACUGUACCUUCAACACUGCCCAGAAAGCUGUUGGGAAGGACAACUUUACUCUGAUCCCUGAAGGAACCAAUGGAACUGAGGAACGGAUGUCCAUCGUCUGGGAUAAAGCUGUGGUUACUGGUAAGAUGGACGAGAACCAGUUUGUAGCCGUGACCAGCACUAAUGCAGCCAAGAUCUUCAAUCUGUAUCCACGAAAGGGACGCAUUGCUGUGGGCUCUGAUGCCGACCUGGUGAUCUGGGACCCAGACAGCGUCAAGACAAUCUCAGCCAAGACUCACAACAUAUCUGUGGAGUACAAUGUCUUUGAGGGCAUGGAGUGUCGUGGGUCACCGCUGGUGGUCAUCAGCCAAGGGAAGAUUGUGCUGGAGGACAGUAACCUCCAUGUGACUGAGGGCUCUGGACGAUACAUUGCCCGGAAACCCUUCCCUGACUUUGUUUACAAGCGCAUCAAGGCAAGGAGCAGGCUGGCUGAGCUGAGAGGUGUUCCUCGUGGCCUGUAUGAUGGUCCAGUCUGUGAAGUAUCGGUGACACCGAAAACUGUCACACCGGCAUCCUCAGCCAAGACGUCUCCAGCGAAACAGCAGGCCCCGCCUGUCAGGAACCUGCACCAGUCUGGAUUUAGCUUGUCUGGUACAUACCUAUGUGCACAAAUUGAUGACAAUAUUCCACGCCGUACUACGCAGCGCAUUGUGGCGCCCCCCGGUGGCCGUGCCAAUAUCACUAGCUUGGGUUAAAAAAAAAGCAAAGGGGAAAAAACAUGGCCGCUUAGCGGAUCAUGGGAGAGGGUGGGGCACUUGAAGACCCUUUUUUUGAUUCUUUUAGAGCCUGUGAUGGUUACUGCGGGCAACCAACGGGUAAGGCCUAGUUGAGGCCGCAGUUCCCUAGCCCCUUUGUUGUCAAUCUCUUCCCACACACACCCAUUUUCACAGAAUCUACUCACUUCCCCCUUCCUACACAUUUGGAAACACCCCCUUUCCCCCGUUUUUGACAAAUGGGAGAUGCGGGAGGGGGGAGAAAAGCACUGAAGAGUAGAACUUGUGGUUUAUGUUACCAUUAACAUAUUUUUCUUUUUCUUUUUUAAAAAAGGAAGGAUAAAGUGAAUUUCCCAAGAGCUGCUUUUUAUUUUAUUUUACUUUUUGCAUACAUGAAGGUUUGGGUUUUAACUGUUGGAAGGAGGGAUUAAAAAAAACUGAGGGUUUAAACUGGAUGUUUCCAAAACUGGAUUUGUGUCUGUGCAACUUUAAAAACAGAAUAUGGGAAUAAAUGUCCCCCUCCCCCAGUCAAAUGUGUAUACACUCUCCUUUCAAAUUAGAGGAAGGUAGAAUUUGUGCUGCUAAGGGUUCAGUUGUGGCAGGGAGGGUUGUAGCCCAUAGAGUUUUAAUACUCUAAUCCCAUCCUGGAAUUGAAGGAUCAUUUGUUGUUUGUUUCCUUGAUUUAAUAGGUGUGUGUUUGUGUGUGUGAACGUGCAUGCUUGCUCCUGCAUGUUAUAUUGUUGUGUUCUGAGAUGCCUUGUUUUAGAAUUAAGCUCAUCUUUUGUCCCUCCAAGCCGUUUGAGGCUCAGGGUCCCGCUGGUGACACCUCGUUAUUGCCAUGGUGCCACAGGAAUCUAUGUGUAAGAUAGUUACUUAAUUUUUGCAUCAGUUCCACCUUGAUUUUUGGUGUCCAAACAAUUAUCUUUGUGAAGUGGUCCUCCAUUCCCCUUUUCCUAAGGAUAUCAGAUUCUGGAUAGGCUGGGUUACCAUUGCAUCUCCAUCAGCUGGAGAUCUUUCUAAACACCCAACUCUUCAUUUCAUGGGUUCAGACAUCAUUUCAGAAGAUCUAGCCAGGAAACAUGCUGCCACACAAUCUCCAUGCUUAAAAAAAAAAUUAAAUCCAGCAUCUCCUGAUUUCAAGAGAAUUUUGAAAAAAAGAAAGAAAUCGCUUUAAAACACAGUCAGUCCAGUCUUAUCAUGGAUACACCACCAGAAAGUUCACCAGAGGACAUAACAGUGCCAGGAUUCCCCUCUUUCUCACGUGCAAGCACUGUGUCAGUCACAUACAGAGAGGGGAAGGCUUGCUUCCACCUUCUGUGUUCCCCUGUCUGCCUCUUUGCCCCACGUCUGCCUCCUGUACCCUCUCCCUAUCCACUUCUUUGGCCUGUGCCCACCUCCCAUUCUCCCCCUCCACUCUUCCCCCACUCUACUUAGUCAAGAGAUGCAGUCUCACAGAUGAGCUUCCUUGAGUUAAGUAGAGGAUAGACUGAACAGGGAUCUGUGUGGUACUCAUUAUUAUUUAUUUGAUUUGUAUCCCGCCCUUCCUCCCUUCCUUUCUUGGGCUGCCUUGGUACGGUGCCCCUCACACAGUCAUCUGUGCAUGACUGUGUGUGGAGGGAAACUGGGUUGUGUUUUGUCAUAUGGCACCCUCUCUGGGUUUUACAUCUACAAUGGCACUGAAUUAGCAGGGAGGUCAGUCUCAAGGGCAGUGUCUGGGUACUGACCUUUAAAUUGCUUCUGUCAGUAGAGGCCAUUGCACUCUUAUCAAGUUGAUAAUGUGCUAAGCUGUACUUCAAACAUUCUGCCUUGUUUUGAUGCACCGCUGUGCGGAAGCACUCAAUCAGACCUAUGGGGAAUCUGACGCAAUUCAGAGGCCCUUUUAAAUGUGCUCCCAGCUGCAUACGGGCUGUCUGCCUUUAAGCGGAUCACGCAUGGCUACUGUAUCAAAAUGAUCCGACCAUAUGAGUGGGACCAAUAGCAGAAUCCCUGCAGAAUCUGAAACUGUGAAGCUUCUUAGAUUUGGAUGUCCCAAGUUGGGAUGGCAUCCAUUAACUGCUGCCACUUCGAAAGCAUUCCAUUGACCUAACAGCUGGUAGCAAUUUGAAUUUGUUCUUUGUCCUCUAUCCACUACUUUUACCGGUUCAAAUUGUUUUCUCCCAAAAAUAUUGAUGUAUUGAUAUUUUGAAAUGCAAUAUCGAUAAAUGAAAGGAAAUAACAAUAUUUUGAAAGGAAAGAUCGAUAAAGGAAAAUAAAGUGGUUUUGCCUCCCCCUUCUCCUCGUCUGUGACAGGGUGGUCAGUUUUCAUGUCAGCAAGUAGAGACCAGCUGUUUUUCCUUUUGGAAAGGAAAGGAGGAAAGCAGUUUUCAGUAACCCCCUAUCCCCCACAUCCUUGGCAAUCCUAGAGUCCUUAACAUAGGUGAGACUCUGUAGUCUGUAGUCUUGCUUUUUAAUCAUUUACCAGAUUAACACUACAGAGAUUAGAAGGUAAAGCUAGAGAAUCUAACCCACAUUAGAGACUCGAAGGCUAGGUUUGUCUUUUAAUCUCUGUUAGGCUUGGCUUGCUUCCUCCCUGCUUGGAACUUGGAUUAUUAGAGGGGGUGCAGAGAGAGAAACCUGCACUGCUGUACUGUGCUGUGAGUAAAAUCUGUAAGAGAACAAUAUAUUUGCGGGGGGGAUCUGGUGUUGGGAAAACCAUUGAAGGUCAGAGCAAAUAGGAUCGCUUUGCAAAGAUGGAGAAUAUGUGGACCAUUGAAAAAUCUGGUGCUAAAUCUGAAUUCAGCUGAAUUCUCACCCAUCGCUUGUCCCACGUAUAGCCUGUGAUCUCCUGUUCCUGAUUGUUAAUGAGGAGGUGCCAAAUGAUCAGCCCUAAUAAAGAGCACAUGGCAGGUGUGGGGAAUCUUUGGUCCUUCAGAUGUUGCUGAACUACAGAGCCAUCAUCCCUGUCCAUUGGCCGUACUUUCUGAGGUUGAUGGGAGUUACAUAUGCCACACCCAGCAUUUGGAACUGUUACAUUGAACCUUAUGAUGAGUUUUUAAUUGUGAAGACAGCAUAACCUCCUUUGCUUUGCUCAUCCAUUUAAAAUUUUUUAAAAUUGAUAUUUUGCCACGUUUUCCUUUAAAAAAAAAAAAAAGAACAAACUCCUGUUUGUUUAGAUGUUGGUUGAUUCUUUGGAAGGAAAAGUAAAAAUAUAUCCAGGUCAAUGUGUUUUGUCCUUUAAAAACUGACAUAUGUUGAAAUGUCAUCUUUGAAAGUGGCUCUAAUGCCCAUUGCUCAAAACAGGUCUGCCAUGCCGAGCCAGAUUUUUUCCAUGGUGAGAAAAAUGGGAACAGAAGUCUCCUUGGAAUCUGGAAGCAGGGCUAAGAGAUUGCAGAGGCAGAGUGCCCUAGAGACUGAACUCUCCUUAAGAAACCUGGCUUAUGUAUGGAAUUCAGUCAUGUAUUCAGAUAACCCAGAGGAGGUUGUGUCACUUGAGUCUGCAGAUGAGUCUGCAGAUUUCUAUUUUAAAUGUUCUGCUAUGUAAACAGCUUCCUGCAAGUAGAAAGCUAGGAGAACAGUGGAGGGCAGUGGUUGUGUUAAAAUGUCCAUGAUGUGAUUUUUUUUAAUUGCAGGGAGGGUUGUGUGUGUGAGAAUGAGAGAGUAAAUGUGGGGGAGCAUUCAGAAUGUUACUCUCCUUUGCAGGCAGAAUUCAGUUGCUCUAAUCUCCCACUUCAUUCUCACCCAUGUGUAGACCAGGCCUAGAACACUUGUGCUUCAGAUUCUCUCCCCCCGCCAGUUAACAGCUACAUAAUGUGCUUGCCCCUUGCUGGCCCUUUCAGGAGCCACAUGCCUGGUACAGAGAAGAUGUGGAUUCCGAAUGUUGCCUGUGUACUCUGCUAGGAGGGGUGGGGGAGGAAGUCUUGAGCCCUGUUCAUUGCUUCCUGUCCACCAGGGCUACUCUUCCAAUCCUGACACUCACAUGCCUCAACCCCUGCAUAUUUUCCAGAUGUAUACAGACCCGUAGACAUACAAGGCACUGUUGAUGGGGACAGUGGGCACAUUGUCACUUCCCCUUUCACACAGUGAGCUUGCAUGCGAGGGCUGUUGACAUGUUACAUGAGUCUCUGUAAGUGUACAGUCUGUGUACACAAAAGGCACUGAAGACAGGUACAUGCUGUCUCUACAGGUGUUUGCAUGAAUAACUGUCCAGUUGUUGAUUUGUACAGCUCAACUAUUGUGUACACAACUGUACACUUGUUGAAUGUUACAUGUUGAUAACUACAAGUGACCAGCUCAGUUAUCUGUGUACACAGUUUGUACAUUCACUGAAUAUUUUUAAUUUUAUUGCUUAAAAAGAAAAAAGAUAACAAUGCCAUUAUUUUUUAUCAUAAUACAACCGACAUAAGAAUCUUAAUUAUACAGCCAGGAGAGUGGUUGUAUGCUAUAGCCAGCAUGGAUUUUUCACAUUCCACCAUGUUAAAUUGAAAAUAUCCCCCAUGCCAUUCUGCUGCUUGCUAUAAGCUAAUUUCAAAACAAAACCUUAUAAAACUUAUACUCCAGAACUCAGAAACGUUUGCAUAACAACACUCUUAAGUUUUCAUGGCGAUACUCAAAACACUCAGAGAAAAUCCAGACUUUACCAUCUGAAACAUGAGUAAAAACAUUGAGACGCCUGUUGGACUUCUUUCUGUCAGUGGUCUCAUAAUUUGUUGAAAUGAAUUAAAAAUCAACAAGUUCACAGAGUACCUGUAAUCCUAUUACUGACCUUGCCCCAUACUCUCACCUUCAUCUUCUGCAGUUUAAAAGUUAAAACAAAUCCUGGCUGAUUUUUAAUUAAUUUAAGAAAAUUAACACUGGAGUCUAUGAUAGUGCAGGCAUGCUCAGUAAGCACCAACUGUCAGUGGUCUAAAAGCCAGACUCGCAGCUGUUUGGCUUGAAUAAUUAGAGGGCCACACCAGACAUUGAUUCCAUUUUAAACAGUCAUAGCUUCCCCCAUAGAAUCCUGGGAAGUGUAGUUUGUGAAGGGUGCUGAGAGUGGUUAGGAGACUCCUAUUCCCCUGACAGAGCUCCAGUGGCCAGAGUGGUUGAAUAGUCAGUCCCUCUUCUGAUUGUAGCUCUAUAAGGGGAAUAGGGUGUCUCCUAACAGCUCUCAGCACAAAUUACACUUCCCAGGAUUAUUUGGGGGUAGCCAGGACUGUUUAAAGUGGAAUAAAUGUCUGGUGUGAAAGUAGCCAGGGACAGCUUUGGUUUAAAUUUGAGUGGGAGACUACAUAUGUCUGCUGUAGUAUAAAAAGUUGGAGAAACUGCAAAAAAAAUUAUACUGUUAACAAUGUUUCCUUUUGAAAAGGAAAAGGGCUUUGUCUCUGCCCAGUGCCCACCUACCCAAUCUCCUCCCCCUCCUUUCCCUCUCCCCUCCCUGCCCCUCCCCCAGGUCAGUUUCAUCUAUCCUCAGCAUGACUGCACAGGAGUAUAUCCUGUUGAACUCAGUAAGCAUGCAAAUGGUCAGACCUGUCCUCGCCCCAUCACCUUCCCUUCUGUCAUCUCCCCCUCUGCAUUCCUCCUUCCCUCUCCCCUCCUCCCUUCAUCCCCUCCCCACUCUGGUCCCCUCCCUUCCCCUUCUCUUCCCCCCAUGGUCAGUUUCACCUAUCUUAAGCAUGAUUGCAUGGGAGUAAAUCCCAUUAAGCUGAAGCAUGUAAACAAUCAGUCCAUUCUCAGCAAACUUGCACAGGAAUCCAUUUCUUACCUCCCAUAUUUAAAAGCAGAGAAAUUCACUAAUAGGCAAAAAAAAAAAACCCUUGCGAUUUCAGAACGUACCUAUAGCCAACAGAUAUUUCUAUCAAACUUCAAAAAGCAGGGAAAUUGGGCAGCUAUAGUGAAUGCACCAGGGGAGCAGGAGACCUGACCUCUCCGAGAUAUUGUACUACCCUACAAAUUUGUCAAAACGCAAACACCAUUUGGGUUGGUCUUUCACAGUCCAAUCCACUCCCUGUGUAGCUUGGAAUAAUUUGGUGACAUGCCUCUGAGCACAGAUAGAAAUAUCUGUUGGCUGUUGGUACGUUUUUAAACUGCAAGGGUUUUUUUGCCUGUUAGUGAAUAAAAUCAUUAACCAAAACAGCAGAUGGAUCUCAAAAUUCAAAAUAUUUUACAGAAAAUUAUUAACAAAGCCCUUUUGAAAACCAAAUUGUCCUGGAAGCUACUUGUAGUUGUCCACUUAAAACCAUGUUCAUUUGUAUACUUUAUGAAAUUCCACCAGAUGGCGCCAAAGGCCUUGUUCUAUCUUGUAAACAGUAACGAUUGUGUGUUAUUUCAUCCAGAACUUCUGUGCGCCAUAUAUUUCUAUACCAUACCUCUAAAGCUAGUCCUUCCAAUGUUUUCUACCUCCAUACGUUCAGUGAAUAUAGUGUGCAAAUACCCCUUUACAGUGAAAUUUCACACUUGUACAGAUUUUCAAACAUGGCGUUCAGCAAGCUAGAAAUUGAGAAGUGUGGCCUCCUGUGCAGAGCUUGGACCUUGUGAUCAGGCAAAUGGUAACAUCUAAACUGGCCUUUGGUGGAGGAUCCUUCCUGCAUUCCAUGAAUAUAAAAAAGCUGCCAAUUGAAUGCUGAAAGGUGGCAGAGAUUUGAAAUGGAUUUGCCACUUUUCACUUUUCCACCCUUAACAGUGAUGGCUGCUUAUCAUUCCAGACAGUUUCAGCUGAGUUUCAGUUCUCUUUUGUUUGCUUCAGAUAUUGCACUUUUUAUUAAAGGAUAAAAUAUUUAGUUAUGUGUAAUAUAUAUAUUUGCAGCUUUUAAAAAUAUUUGUUUUUUCCUUCUCCAUUUGCGCUUUAAUGAAUAUAAAAGUUCUGUUUUCGGAAGGAGGAGGGGUAAGUGACCAUGUGUUGCAUUCAAUCCUAGUCCUACCCAUGGAAAUUAACAGACAUGGCUAACUUUGGUUCAUUAAUUUCAGUGAGUCUCCUCUGAGUAGGACUUAGUUGAAUGCAACCCCAUGUUUCAGUUCUACGAAACGUGCAACUCUUUGCUAUUCACUUGAGUCUUCCUUUUUUCCCAUGUUCAUCUACAAUUUUGUUCUUAGGCCAUUUUAUGUUUUUUUAGGGGAAAAAGAAAGGUUUUUUUUAAAAAAAAACAAAAACAAACGUACGUUGCAGGCUAUAUAAGCAUGUCUUUUUUUCCCGUGGGAGUUUGCUCGCUUUGUGUGUCUGUUUAAUGAAUGUCAUAUGUAAAUGUUUAAAGGAAAUGACAUUGAACUUGGAAUUAAUUUGCCGCAGUGACUUGAUGCUCUAAAGGAAAAGGAAAAUAAUAAUAAUUUUAAAUAAUUAAACCAUGUAGAAUUACCUACUAGCUGGAUUUUAACCUUUGGGGUUUGUGCUUGUGACAUGGGUGAAGGAGCAGUAAGUGAUAUGCUUAUCAUGUGUGUAGACAACAGACGUACUGAUAAAAUUUGACCGUUCUCUCAAUUGUGCAAAAUCAUGUCAUAAAAUGAGUCUUGUGUUUUUUCUUCCUUACGAACUCUGUGUUAUAUUACCAUGGGAACUCCUAAUAAAAAAAA